AUGACCAAAGACAAUCAGCAUCACAACCCAACGGAAGACGAUACUACACUCAUCAAGGAUUAUCCAACCAUUCGAAAAGAAAAGCUAAAAUUCCGAAAAUCUCUCAUCAAAAACGCCCGAUCACAAUUUUUAACUUUUAAUCUUAGAUGUCGAUUACGUAAACCACUCACCGAUGAAGCAAUAAUUGCUCUGAAGGAUUAUCUUGAUGUGGAGAAGAAUAAUUUUACUACUGUUAUGCAAACUAUUGUAACUAUUAGGGGCUUAGUAUCCACUGAAAAGAAGAAUGUGUUGCACAUGACUUCUGUGAUUAUUGAUAGUGGAAUUGCUAAUUGUAUUUUGGAGUUUUUAAAUUGGGAUGCGAGUAAGAUUGCUUCUACUAUACCGACAAAUCAACUGGACAAGUUUUAUAUGGAAGUCACGUGGAUUAUUUCCAAUAUUGCCUCUGGAACAACAGUUCACACUCAGUAUAUUGUAUCAUCAGGUUGCAUUCCAAACAUUGUCAACAUUCUUGAAACACAUACAAAUUUAUUGGUGAAAGAACAAUGUGUUUGGGCUCUGGGAAACAUUGCUGCUGAAUCAGUUACCUGUAGAGAUUUGGUUUUGAAUUUAGAUGUAGUGCCCUUAAUAGUGGAUAUUUUAACUAUGGAAAUCGGUAACAUUAGUAAUAAUAUUGAACUGGUUAGAACUGUGAUUUGGUGUUUAAAAAAUAUGUUGGAAAAGACUCCAUUUCCACCAAAGAAAACAGUUGCAAAAGCAGUACCAAUUCUUACAAAGCUGACUGUUUACUCGCAAGACAAGGAGAUUAUUGAUGAUGUUGUUGCAGCUUUACAUACUGCUUUUAUCAUUUUGAAACCUUCAGGUGUUGCAGAUGCCUUAAAAGCACAAAUUGAAUAA
Naegleria gruberi is the source of this 894-nucleotide messenger RNA. RefSeq lists its product as uncharacterized. Gene Ontology annotation, cellular component: nucleus; nucleoplasm. Bases 1 to 894 code for a protein of 297 amino acids. Gene Ontology annotation, biological process: NLS-bearing protein import into nucleus. The record is from RefSeq and is a predicted model, not a curated record. The transcript is spliced from 2 exons. Lineage: Eukaryota; Heterolobosea; Eutetramitea; Acrasida; Naegleriidae. Gene Ontology annotation, molecular function: nuclear import signal receptor activity; protein binding.